Molecule: messenger RNA, 1989 nt
Organism: Pseudomyrmex gracilis
Lineage: Eukaryota; Metazoa; Arthropoda; Insecta; Hymenoptera; Formicidae
Gene: mRpS30
Product: 28S ribosomal protein S30, mitochondrial
Exons: 5
Coding region: 284-1975 (563 amino acids)
Biological process (GO): translation
Cellular component (GO): ribosome; mitochondrial large ribosomal subunit; mitochondrion
Molecular function (GO): structural constituent of ribosome
Source: RefSeq, a predicted model, not a curated record
AUUUGUUUUAUUUCCUGCACUGGCUGCGCUAGUUCACUGUCUAUCUUUUUUUUUAUAUUAGAAGAAAAAAAGAUAGACUGUGAACUAAUGCAGCGAGAGCAAGGAAAUAAAACAAACCUAUUGAACGCAGUAUAGCGACCGAGUCGUAAGAAGAUACAGUGGGAAUAGUAGGAUCGCCAUCUAGCGAUAAGUUAGACUAAUGCUGAAGUCUUUAAAUUAGUCUACAACAGUUCAAAAAAUAAUUGUGAAGUUAUAUUUAUAGUCUGCUUCUAUACUUGAAAAUAUGUUUGUUCCAAUUCGACGAGCAGUACUGUUUAACACAGUAGCAAAAUAUGUCAAACAAAAGAAGUACAGUACUUCUGCUAUCAGCCAAGUCGAAGAUGAAGCCAAAAAUACAAUGGAAGCAGUGUAUCCAUCGAUUGAAGACCUAAGCUAUAAAAGUAAACAAAAGAAGAAGAUGCAAGCUUGGUAUGAUCAGAUCAAGGCAUUGGAAACUGUAGAAGAAAAACUGUUUAAAAUUAACAUGCCACGAUAUUAUGGUUUCCUGUCAUGUUGCUUGAAUGAGUACAUUGUACCUUACAAUUCUUUGUCACAUGCACAGUACUAUACAAGAACACAUAUUAUGAAAGAGCCUGGCCUUCCAGCAUACUAUAAUAAUGUAAUUUCUAAUGAACAGUUAGAUAACACAGUACAAGCGAUCAAAAGUAACAUAGAAGAAAAUAUAGUUUUUGAGUAUUGUAUUAGAAGAAGAGAGCAUGAAUUAGAACCAAACACAUUGGGUGAAAACAUUACAGAUAUAACAAGAGAACGAAACAUCGAAAAUAUUUUAUCUAAAGCACUAAUUCAGAAAAUUAAUAGAACAAUGCUGAUACAUCUAUCCUCUAAAUAUCCACAUUUAUUGCAUUCUGAAACGGAUCUUGAGCCAAGAUUGGAAGCAUCUUGGUUUAUGGGUGGUACAGAUCCUCCUGCACAUGUAAGGAAGUUUAAGAAAUAUGUGCUACGUCAAGAGAAGUUGGCUGAUGAACUGGUAGAUAUACCUGUUCAGUAUAUAGGUCAGCCUGCUCUACAUUUGAGACAUAAGCAUCCUCUGAAAGAAAUCAAUUUCCGAAGCGAGUGUGAAAAUCCUGCUUUAGAUGUGCCUAUAUUUACAUAUAGUCCAAAAACAUUAAAUUACAGAUUCCAAAGAAGACAUCUCACUAAUAUACCUGGAUUUUUGCCAGGUGAUCAAAAUGAAUUCGGUCUCUUGUCUUAUCAUACUUGUCCCUACUUGCUUCACAGACCGAAGGAAUUUAAUGACACGUCAAUAGCGCUCACAGGACAGGCUGUUUUAGCGUCUUAUAGCUGGUUAUUAUCACAAGCCUGUUAUCAAGGUUUCACCACUUUCAAUGAUAUUACAUAUCCGCUAGUUACUCAAACAGUUAUAACAAAUGGACAGUGGUGGUCAUUCUUUGUUUAUCAACUCAAUACCAUAUUACUUCACUCGGAGCAUUCGAUAGAGAAUCCGCUGCGUAACAUAUGUUGGGUAACAGAACCAAUGAAGUUGUAUGACACAAUUGAAAACGAAAAAGUGUUGGGUUUAAAUGAAGAAGUUCUCAAGACUCUAGUCAAGUUUUACGCGAACGCUCCCGAGGAAAGAAUAGGAGUAAACAUGAAACCGUACUUGGGAAAAUCCGUGAAAUUAAUAGCCGACAUCGAACACGAUGAAAGAAGAAAUUGGCUGGAGCAACAGUACAAGCAUCUCGUGUGCAACAGGCCGAGACACAGACGAAUUCCAGAAAUAUAUCAGUGGCAAGACAUCUAUAUUCGCAAAUUUAAAACUCGUCCGCUUGAUAAGAAACGAGAACCAUGGGAAUUCGGUAUCAACCAAUUAAAACGUAGAUUAGAUGAGCACCAUCCACGUUAUAUACCAAAGUGUUUACGAGCAAAUCCUAAGAAAAAGAAGAUAGGAAAAUGGGCAAACACAUAUUAUCCAUAAUUGAAGAUGCGUGU